AUGCGGCCUUUAUACAGCGCCUGGUCGUGGUUAUUCUGCGUGUCUGACCCUAAUGACCCUAAGCUUCGCGGAUGGCUGCACCCGGCCCUCGCUCUGGGGUUCAACCUAGGGCUGUCCUUUGUGCUAGCCUCUGCUGCCUUCCUAGCUGCUCCAACUCAGUUUCAUGAGGAGUGGUUGCAGCACCAGUCACCACAAUUUCUCAGCUUCAUACAUGGGUUGGCCUCCGUGGCAAGCUUUGUGGGCCUUCAGCCUGCACUGCUUUUGCCAUGGGCAAGAAGCACACUAGGGAGGGUGUUGCUGCCUGAAGAAUUGCUGCUAGAUAAAAAGCAGGCUUUCUCUUUAUACUCCUGGGAAAAGGGCACCCUGCAGCCCCAGGCGUAUGCACUGUUUCUCCUAUUGUACGCGGUCCUAAUGGUCACCUGCCGGCUGUACGAGAAGGGACCUAUGAUGCUUUACGAUGCAGCUUGGGCGUGCAACACAUCGAUGAUUGUAACUGCUGCAGCGAUUUGGCUUAACAUCCCCUUCCUGGUUAGCGCUUGUUCAUGCUGGGUCGCUAUAGAUCAGCUCUUAUGGUACGUAGACAUGCUGUACUUGUUGAUCCGUGGGCGCUUCCUCAUCGGUGUUGCCAAGUAUCUUACAAAUAGGGACACCGUGAGACAAUUAGAGGCCAGCUCGGCAGCUCUUACCCUAGCUCUCCAGGCAAAACAAGAAAAGGGCAGCAUGGACGUGCUGAACGUAAACGUGUCUUGGCGGUGCUGGGCAGACGUGGCCCAUCACAUACCGUUUCUUGGCAUAUGCGACAACAAACCAUGGUACCUGUUUCUCCUUUGGAAUCAGCUAAUUUGGGGCAUGGGAAACUGCUUUUUGUUCGGGGUCUUCCUUACCGCCUCCAAUCUUUUAAGGAGAGAGCAUUCGUGA
Molecule: messenger RNA, 918 nt
Organism: Cyclospora cayetanensis
Lineage: Eukaryota; Apicomplexa; Conoidasida; Eucoccidiorida; Eimeriidae
Exons: 4
Coding region: 1-918 (305 amino acids)
Source: RefSeq, a predicted model, not a curated record